Molecule: messenger RNA, 759 nt
Organism: Caenorhabditis remanei
Lineage: Eukaryota; Metazoa; Nematoda; Chromadorea; Rhabditida; Rhabditidae
Exons: 6
Coding region: 1-759 (252 amino acids)
Source: RefSeq, a predicted model, not a curated record
AUGUUACGAAUUUUCGGUUUACUCUUGGUAUUUCUGAUCUCAACACUGCUUCUUUUUGCCGUUUGGAGUUACGGACCACUUCCUGAGGGUGCUCAACGACCAAGAUUCCCACGUGAUUUGGAUGGUUUGAGAGAUUUGAGCUCGAGUUUAGGAAGAUAUGAAGAAUCUCAUGCUCUCUAUACGUUUCUUCUCUUCUCCACGGCCUACCUCUACAAGCAGACGUUUGCAAUUCCUGGAUCAUUUUUCAUGAAUCUCCUGGCAGGUGCUCUAUUCGGAACUCUUCGUGGAGUUGCUCUCGUUUGUACUCUCAAUUCCAUCGGAGCAUCAUUUUGUUUCUGUCUUUCUGCUCUCUUCGCUUCACCAAUUGUCGAAAGAUUUCUGAAAACACGAAUUGAGAAUUUGAGAUGUUUGGUAAACGCUGAACGUGAUCGUCUUUGGGUUUUCCUGCUUUCUGCCAGAGUAUUCCCAUUCACUCCCCACUGGUUACUCAACAUUUCCAGUCCUUUUCUAGAUGUACCACUUCGUUAUCAUGCCAGUUCAGUAUUUGUUGGUCUUUUCCCCUACAAUCUUCUGUGUGUUCGUGCUGGAACCGUACUCGCUGAAGUCAAUUCGAUGUCAGAUGUCUUCGAUGUCUGGACUCUUUCCGAACUCUUCACUGUAUCUUUGAUUCUUCUCUUAGCUACGAAAAUGUCGAAAAAUAAUAAUCUGGAGAAGAAAGUGACGGAUCAUAAUGUGUUACAUGGCGUCAAAAUGUCUUGA